AUGACCAUGCUUGCAUUUCAUCAAAUAUCAAUUCGGAAACGCCUGGAAAAAAAUGGCAUUACUAUAAAUAGGAAGCAAAUUUCUUUCUUCAAAACACAAAUCAUGUAUAUCAACUUACUUACCAUUUUACUCACAAUCGUGAGUGUUGGAGCAGUCACAGUAGGUAAUUGUGAAAUUACCGACAUCGAGGAAGGUUGGACAGUUGAUUAUUAUAAUAAUACCAUGGGAAACUGUGGAGGAACCACCUGUCUCAACUUCCUUAAUAUUUUGGAUGAUGGAACACCAAAUUACACAUUUCAUAACAUUAAGAAUUUGACUGUUGAUUACAAUCGUACCAUAACUGUUAUAAAUUAUGCUUAUCUUUAUGGACAGUAUCUUGAUGUUAAUUCUUUUGGUCUGAGAGCUACUGGUUAUUUCUAUGCUCCUGAAGACGGUAAUUAUACUUUCGUUUUUGAUGGUGCAGAUGAUGCUGCUGCAAUUUACUUGUACACCAAUUUAGAUUACGAUUGUUGUGGUCAAAUUGAUGAAUUGACUGGCUCUGUCCCCAUCAUGGCGGCGACUUACUCACGUACACCACCAGAUUAUGAGGUAACUUUACAAAAGGGUUAUUAUCCAAUGAAGAUUAUGUAUGUGAACUAUGGUAACAGAGGUGUAUUGAAAUUCCAUGUCGUAUAUCCUGACGGGAGUAUAAAGUCUACUGAUGAUUUGCCGGGCUAUUCGCCAGGACAAGAUAAUGGAUGUGUUAGGACCACUACUAUUACAACUUCUUGGACAGAAAAUUAUAGUUCCACCACCACCACAGCUCCCACAGGAACUGGUAACAUCACUGCUACGGUUAUUGUAGAAGUACCCCCAUUAUCAACUACUACCCUUACUAGUGGUUCAGUAACAACAACUUACUUGACUACUAUUACCACUGGUUCGGUUCCUGUUACUGAGUAUGUUACUGU
Yamadazyma jaroonii is the source of this 950-nucleotide messenger RNA. The record is from the annotation of a GenBank genome assembly. Lineage: Eukaryota; Fungi; Ascomycota; Pichiomycetes; Serinales; Debaryomycetaceae.